CCCCGCAGUUGUUGAGGAGGGGAGGGGAGGAAGGUGGAGCCUGGAGCCAUCAGGCAGGUGCUGCAUGGCGGCCGCCACCCUCGCAGCCUUCCCGGGCCCCCCCUCCGCUUCCCUCCAUGAAUUCCCUUAUCCCCCCCCAAAAAACCCUCCCGCCGCGGUGGGUCGGGGGUCUCCACAGGGGGUGGGGGGCAGCGUCCCACCGGCCGCCGAUCUGGUGCUGGGGGCUACCGCGGGGUGCUUGGCUUGUGUCCUCACCAACCCGCUGGAGGUGGUCAAGACCCGGUUACAGCUCCAGGGGGAGUUGCAGCCCCCCGGUACCUAUCCCCGGCCCUACCGGGGGGUCCUGCGGGCCAUGGGGGCCGUGUGCCGGGCCGACGGGAUGCGGGGGCUGCAGAAGGGCCUGGCCGCCGGGCUCCUUUACCAGGGGCUGAUGAACGGAGUCCGAUUUUAUUGCUAUUCCCUCGCCGAGGACGCCGGCUGGACCCGGUAUCCCGGGGGGACCGUGGCCGCCGGGGCCGUGGCCGGGGCGGUGGGAGCCUUCGUGGGCAGCCCCGCGUACCUGGUCAAGACCCACCUCCAAGCCCAGACACUGGCAGCCGUGGCUGUGGGCCACCAGCACAACCACGAGAGCAUCUUCGGUGCUUUCGAGAGCAUCUACAAGCAGCAUGGGGUGGUGGGACUGUGGCGGGGGGUGACGGGCGCCGUGCCUCGUGUGGCCGUGGGCUCAGCUGCUCAGCUUGCCACCUUCACCUCUGCCAAGGACUGGGUCUGUGAGCACCAGUGGUUCAGGGAGGGCAGCUGGGCCGCGGUGCUGGCGGGGGGCAUGGUGAGUGGUGUGGCUGUGGCAGUGACCAUGACGCCCUUCGACGUGGUGAGCACCCGUCUGUACAACCAGCCAGUGGAUGCCAAUGGCAUGGGCAAGCUCUACCGGGGUUUUUUGGAUUGCAUCCUCCAAAUCUCCAGCAGGGAGGGGCUGCUGGGCUUGUACAAGGGCAUCGGCGCCGUCUACCUCCGCCUCGGCCCCCACACGGUCCUCAGCCUCUUCUUUUGGGACGAGCUCAGGAAGAUGGUGCAGCACCAGCAGCCCCCGGGGCUCUAGGACGAGCUCCCAGCCCCACUGUUAAUAAAAGGGUUUUAUUUUUUUA
Messenger RNA from Calypte anna (Anna's hummingbird), 1145 nucleotides. RefSeq names its product solute carrier family 25 member 34 (gene SLC25A34). The record is from RefSeq and is a predicted model, not a curated record. Bases 65 to 1099 code for a protein of 344 amino acids. Lineage: Eukaryota; Metazoa; Chordata; Aves; Apodiformes; Trochilidae. The transcript has 5 exons.